Messenger RNA from Fulmarus glacialis (Northern fulmar), 612 nucleotides. It is a transcript of the gene REC114, whose product is annotated as REC114 meiotic recombination protein. The transcript is spliced from 5 exons. The record is from RefSeq and is a predicted model, not a curated record. The annotation marks the transcript as partial. NCBI's taxonomy places the organism in Eukaryota, Metazoa, Chordata, Aves, Procellariiformes, Procellariidae.
GUUUUUGAAUCAAAUGAAGAAUCAGGCCAUCUUAUCCUUACCGUUGUUGUAUCUGGCCAUUUCUUUAUUUCCCAAGGGCGAACAGUACUGGAAGGCUUUUCAUUAAUUGAUUCCCACAAGUGGCUCAAGAUAGUAAGAAGAGCAGACUGCCUGCUGCUUCGUGCACAGUCAAAGCAGAAUGAAUGCCGCAUGUUUCGCGUUCAGUUUGGUGGAGAUUCAAAAGAACAGAUGCUGGAACACUGCUGCAAUUGCGUUCAGAAACUUGCAGAGUAUGUACCGGUUCAAGUAACUGAUGAACAAAGCCAGCAGGUCUAUCACAGUCUCAGUCAGCUGGCUAAUAGUGAAAACCAAGUGAAGGACUCGGAACAAAAUGCAUCAGUACCACAGACCCCAGAUGAACCUCUACCAGAUUCCUGCCUUGGAGAAAGAAGAUCUGUAACACAGCUAGCACAGUCUGUGCUGAAGAAGUCUGAGCUCCCCCUUGUGUAUCGGCAUUCAGUGUGGCACGCACGGGAGCUGGGGCCCUUCAUUCGCUUAUGUCUUAUGGAUCAGAAUUUCCCAGCUUUUGUGGAAGAUGUGGAAAAGGAAUUGAAAAAACUCGCAGAAGGUUGA